Messenger RNA from Vicia villosa (hairy vetch), 1002 nucleotides. RefSeq lists its product as uncharacterized. The transcript has a single exon. NCBI's taxonomy places the organism in Eukaryota, Viridiplantae, Streptophyta, Magnoliopsida, Fabales, Fabaceae. Bases 1 to 1002 code for a protein of 333 amino acids. The record is from RefSeq and is a predicted model, not a curated record.
AUGGAUUUUUAUUGGUCUCAAAAAAUUAGUAUUAUUACUCCCUCCGUUUUUUGGUGGAGGGAUCUCGUGGCGUUGUGUGACAAGCCUAGAGGAAUUCUGCAUAAUAUAACCGUCAAAAUUGGAAAUGGUAAUGUGGCUAGCUUUUGGAAUUCUCGGUGGAUCGGUAACGAUUGCUUGGCUGCACUGUAUCCGAAUUUAUACCAUGAGAUCUCCUCCAAAUCUUCCACGGUAAACGGAUUGGGAUGCUGGAGAGGUAGCCGAUGGUGGUGGGAGCUGCGUAGACAUUCUGAAGUCCUAGGGCAGGAGGCAUCUUUACAAAUGUCAGAAUUGCAAAAUGUGCUGGCAGGGAUUGAGAUUAAGUUGAAUUCUGCAGAUCUUAUUGUCUGGCCCUUUGCUGUGUCCAAAUGUUUUACAGUAAAGUCAUGUUAUAAUUUAUUAAUCCAAGAGCUAGAAUCUGGUGUGGAGGAUCCGGGAAUAGGUCACGGUCUGAAACUGAUUUGGGAGGCCCAUGUUCCAUCCAAAAUAAAAAUCUUUGGCUGGAGAUUAUUGAACAAUGGCUUACCGACAAGGAAACUAUUAAUUAGAAGAGGAAUUAUCGUUCAUAAUCACGAGGCUUUGUGUGCAUUCUGUGGACUAAUCACCGAGGACUCGAACCAUUUAUUCAUGCUUUGUCAUAAGAUCCGAGGGGUUUGGCUGGCUGUUAUGAAGUGGUUGGAUCUGGACAGUGUGGAGGCGGUGGACUGUUGUAGCCAAAUUCGUUUGGGUGUCUCGAACUUGAAGGGAAAGAUGAAGAGCAAUAGAGCUGCAGCAAUUUGGAUGACAGUUUGGUGGUGCAUUUGGAGGGUCCGUAAUGCAAUAAUUUUCAAAAAUGCGGAGUUCGAUAGCGUUGAACUGUUCUAUUCAAUUCUGUGGCAUUCUUGGUGGUGGUUGGCAAUAGUAGCUAAAGAGAGAAUUUUGUGUAACUUCUAUGAAUGGUUCAAAAACCCGUCGUUAUGUAAUUAA